UCCGCCGGAAACACUCGGACUUUUGUUUUGGAAAGCCACUACCCAGCGGUCGCCAUUAUUCUUCCUGGCUUGACUGUCGGAAGAAAGACGGUUAAAUACUUUUAAACAUUAUAUAUCGGUGUAAAGUGCAACACUGUGAGCCUAUUUGUGUAGUCGGUUGAUUAACUCAUGAAGUAGCGACGCACCCUGGUCGCAGAAUGGAGAAACGAUCCGAUACCACAGGUGUCGGAGGUUCCCUUCCCCUGUCCUCCCUUCGCUUGAUGGCUUCCCCUCUGCAGCUGACAUACUCGUACAUAUGGCAGGUCAUACGGCAGAGAAACGUGAAGCAGUACGGGAAGGUUGAGGAGUUUGUCACCAUGGUGACGCAGACUGUUCCUGAGCUCAUAAGCUUCAAGCAAACUGCCCAGCUCCUCUUGGGGUUGAGAGCAAGGAUCAUUUUGGAUUUGCUUCACAAAGUCGGCCCACCGGAUUCCAAGGCGAUUCAAACUCUCAUAAAUAAGUUGAAGGUCUCUGGAUCGUCAGGGAAGGACUCAGAAGUGGAGAAAUCUCAAACAAACUUCAUGGUGUUGGUCCAGAACCUGCUUAAAAACCCUGCAGAGAGGAAGCGCUUCUUCCAGGAAGUGUUCCCUGUUCAGUACGGCACAAAGUUCGAUACAGCGCUACAGGCUCUGACUGCAGGGCUGGUGUGCAAGCUGGAGCAAGUUCUUCCUGUUCCCAAUCUCUCCCAGCUUGGUGCCAUGAUCUCAGCGGAGCCGUCUGUCCUGGAGGCUUGCGGAGGCUUCAUCCCGGACACUGGGGACCUGAAGACUCUCCUCCUGCACCAGCAGGCCAAGGGACUCCUUGGAAUUAAAGCAACCAUCUCGUCCUCGGUGGGAAACUGUGUGCUCUCUUCCCUCGCCUUCCGACCCAAACCAGUAGAACCGCCGCCGCCGGCAGAAUCACCGAAGCCUUUAGCGGUCACAAUCAACGAAACGAGCCCGGCGUCGCUCAGUGACACUGAAGACCUGGGAGGGAUGUCGGAUGACUCUGACAGCACGGCAGCUGCUACUGAAGCACAGGGCGCAGGGCGACACGGUCAUAAAACAGCUGACGGCAUCGCUGAAAAGGAAAAGAGUGUCGCAACAACAGCUCAGGGGGAGAACUUAGUGCAAGAGAAAAGUUGUACUCAGGAACCGCCUGUCACUACUCUACCAAGCGGAGGAGAAGAUGCAGUGCCAGAAGCACCAGAUAAAUCAGAACAGCAGCGGCCUCCGUUGAAAUCAAUCCCUUUCCGGGUCGUUCAAAUGCCGAUGAAGAGUGCAGCCAACGCAGGAGCAAAAGAUGCCCAAAAGCCCCACACUCAGCGGGUCACAUUGCAUCAGUGGGUAUCACAGAUUGCCACAAACUCGCUCUCACUCCCAGCCCUGCCACCACUUCCUCCAGCCAAGUAUAGUGCAGAGGAUGACAUGAAGCCGAGCAUCAGAAGAAAAAAGCAAAUCCGGCCUCCGGCUGACAGAUUCACUUGCAGCGUGUGCGAUAAGAGCUUUCCUUAUCAGUCCAAGCUUAUGGACCACGAGCGCAUUCACACGGGAGAGAAGCCUUUCGUGUGCACGGCAUGCAACAAAUGCUUCAGAACACAGGCGUUCCUCAACAACCACCUGAAGACCCACAGCACGGCGCGUCCGUACGCUUGUGGCCAGUGCGGAAAGUGUUUCACCAAAUUGCAGAGCUUGACCAAGCACAUGCUGGCCCACAGCGGCCAAAAGCCCUUCUACUGCAACAUCUGCAACAAGGGCUUCACGCAGUCCACCUACUUCAAAAGGCACAUGGAGUGCCACACGAGCCAGAUGACGUUCCCCUGCAAGCACUGCAACAAAAGCUUCCCGACGGCUUUCAAACUGUCGAACCACGAGCGUUGGCACACCAGAGAUCGCCCUCACAUGUGCGAGCGCUGCGGGAAGAGAUUCCUCGUCCCCAGCUUGUUGAAGAGACACAUGGGCUACCACAUCGGCGACCGUCAGUAUCUCUGCUCCCAGUGCGGGAAGACCUUCGUCUAUUUGUCUGACCUGAAGAGGCACCAGCAAGACCACGUGCCAAAAGCAAAGAUCCCGUGCCCCGUCUGUCAAAAGAAGUUCUCCAGCAAGUACUGCCUGAGGGUUCACUUGAGGAUCCACACCCGAGAGAGGCCCUACCGAUGCUCUAUAUGCGAAAAGACCUUCACACAGGUCGGGAAUCUGAAGGUCCACAUCAGGUUACACACCAACGAGCGCCCGUUCAGCUGCGACGUGUGCGGCAAGACCUACAAGUUGGCGUCCCAUCUGAACGUCCACAAAAGGACUCACACGUGUAAGAAGCCCUGGACGUGUGACACGUGCGGGAAGGGAUUCUCCGUGCCCGGCCUUCUGAAGAAGCACGAGCAGCUGCACACGAGAGACGCAAACCCCGACUUCUCCGGUAAACGGAGACACAGGGGCAAGCACAAGAAGCACUCCCUCAAGAGGAAAUACGACGAGGAAGAGGAGGCUAGCGAUGAUUAUUAAUCAAAGAAACAUUUUGUAUAACAUAAGGAUGCUCUAAUUUCAGGGCCGAUCACAAUAUAUAAUUAAUAUUAGCUAAUUCAGAUAGCUACUGCAUCAAUGACCCUACGAAACAUUGUCAUUUUCAAAGUGUUUGUGGUCCAAACACAUUUAGAAUAAUGUUAGAAUAAUAUUUUUCUGAUCAUCUGAUUUAAAAACUACCAAUUUGAGUUAUGAGGGGUCGCUGGCCGCAGUCGUUGGAGCAUCUCAACUAAUGAAGCCCAUUGUUUUACUCUAAUCAGUGCUGUUUUUCAUAUAAUUAAGUGAUGAAUUUAGGAAAUGAUGUCACCCUAGGCUGUCACCUUUCUUGAAAGAUAGCCUGUAAGAUAGCAGUAGAGCAUUUUUCUUAAAUCGUUUUUUGGAGUUGUCAAUUGUUGGUGAUCAUUUUCAAUACAACAAACCUACGAUAGGUUAUUAGAGUUGUCAUUUUCCAAACAUUUUGCUACCCAAAUGUAGCCAGCCUUUAAAAGAAUGGGCAUCAUGUAAAUACAAUACAAUCAUUUAAAUGCAUGUAACUGUAGAUAAUUUGUCUGCUAGGUAAUAACAUGUUGUAGUGAAACAUUUUAUCUUUGUUACUGUAUCCUUGUUGAAACUGUAGGGAUUGUAAACUACUUUUAACUAUCGCUUUUUUGUAACCCUGAACUGUAAACAUCUCGGCUACUCUGCUUUUGUUUUAGAGUAAAUAAGCUGAUUUGUGUUUAUUAGGAUUUCACUUUUUUUUCCCAGCAGUAGAUGCAAUGGUGUUUAACCAACCCAAGAAAAUAUCACUUUAAUUUAGCUUGGACACAAUAAACAUUAUUCAUGUGUGAUGAGGUUGUGCUGUGAAUCUUAUCUUUCUCAUUACUUAUAGUGGGCAGCCAUGUAUACAAGACAUUAAUCAUAUAUAUCGGGUUUUGAUGUUUUGCAGAAAAAUAAAUACACUUAGCAAAG
This is a messenger RNA of Cottoperca gobio, 3485 nucleotides long. Its product is annotated as zinc finger protein 354C. Lineage: Eukaryota; Metazoa; Chordata; Actinopteri; Perciformes; Bovichtidae. The record is from RefSeq and is a predicted model, not a curated record. The coding region runs from base 198 to 2519 and encodes 773 amino acids. The transcript is spliced from 7 exons.